AGCCAGUCUCUCAAGUCGGAGUCAGGACAUAAACUUUACGCACCAGUUCCUUCAGGAGCAAAACGGCACUGCAUGGUCAUAGAUGCAAGGCUAUAAGACACACCAUUCCUUAUCAUCUGGGAAAAAAUCGAGCCUGAGGAGAACCUUACUCUGAAGAACUGACUUACAUUUUUUAUUUAUUUUUUGUACUUUUAUGCAAAAUGAACACUCAGAGGGCGACCUUGUUUUUAUGUUGGGUGAUGCUGUGCAUGGACACCUGUCUAAGCCAGAGAGACUGCACAGGUGUGGACUGUCCUGUUCUGCAAAGCUGUAUUGAAACGGUUUUAGAGAAGGGUGCCUGCUGUCCCACCUGUAGACAAAAGGGCUGCACCUGUGAGGGUUACCAGUAUUAUGACUGCAUCCAAGCAGGCUUCCGGAAGGGGAAAGUCCCAGAGGGGGAAGCUUACUUUGUUGAUUUUGGAAGCACUGAAUGCUCCUGUCCCCAAGGAGGAGGGAAGAUAAGCUGUCAUUUCAUUCCGUGUCCGGAAAUCCCCCCCAACUGCAUUGAUAUUUCACAACCUGCAGAUGGGUGUCCGCAAUGUGGUCGGAUUGGCUGUACCCAUGGCAACAAGAAGUACGAGGCGGGACACUCCUUUCAGAUGGACAAUUGUCAGGUUUGCCACUGUCCAAAUGAUGGUGGGAGGUUAAUGUGUUCACCUGUCCCUGGUUGUGACAUUCGUAGUUCUAAUAAGCCCAUCUGGGCUACGACCACUGAGAACAACAACCCUUUCAGAGACUUGAGCAGCCAUGAUGACAACCGACAAACCAGACCUGUGGAACCAUUUUCCAAGCUGGCAGUGGGAAACACUUUACCACUGUAUAAGCAGGACACACCCAGUUUUGGCACAGGGGAUUAUGACUACACACUGGCAGGCCCAAAAUCCUCCACGAUCCAAGAUCUGGCCCAACCACUGGAAUCUACUACACUACCACCAACUUAUCCAGAAUCAAGCUCCAAUUCCUUCAGCUCCCAUGAUGACAGGAGACAUGAGCUGAGGGAGACACAAAAAAGCUCUGUUUCAGAAAGGAACAGUGAGGCUGAGGUCACACAUAGCACGGAUCCAACCACUACAGAGGCUCAGAGCGAAACAUCAACAUCGCUAACAACAACCACACAGGGAGUGACCACAGAGAACCACAGGCCGCAGCAGGAAGUAUCUGAAAGAACCAUUAGACUUAACAGUGGCAGAAACAGAGUGGCACAGGACAGUUUAAAAGACACAGCAUACAGCGACCGUGCAAACCAUGGGGCCAGGCACUUUGGCCAUCACAAAUUUACUCAAGGCGGUCGCACAGGGAUUAAUGGCGGCUUCCAGUCUGUUGGCCACAAGGAACAAGAAUCAGUGGAGCGCAGGCAGACGCUCGGUAGAGAGGAGGAGACCUCAUACCCCUCAAUACAAUUCAGUCCCACCAGCAGAUCUCCAGUCAGGAGGAGAGAGGAUGGAGAGCAGCCUCAAAGACAACCCCAAACCUUCUCCAACCAGAGGUCUCAGGAUGUGGAGGGAGACGUCGAAGUGUCUGCCAAAGAGCUGGUGAGGACCUGCUGCGAGACAGGGGAGAAAUGGUCUUCAGCUAAUGGUCACUGUGACAACAUGGAGCAACCCACAAAAGAUAGGCACUCCAUCUGCUGGACUGCCCAACAACAGUGCUGCCGCGGUUCCCUGAGAGAAAGUCGGUGUUUGGCUGGAUUGAAUGCAGCCAAAGCAGGAAAUAUGUGUCAAGAGGAUGUCAGCGAUAAAUGUGGGAUUGAUUUCUACAAGGAGUGCUGUGGCUGCUGCUCUCUGGGGCUGCAAUUCCACCGUGAGGGGCAUCGCUGCGAAGCCCACCAGUACCUGGGUUUCCACUGCAGACAUGCCUUUCUAACCUGCUGCAAGGGGGAGGAGAGUACGCCUGGGAAUCAAGACGGCUGGCACACUGUCAGGGAGAGGCCCGCUCUGAACUCCACUCCACAACCAAUAAAAGUGUCUGACAGCCCGUACCCUAAAGAGGCCUUCUCCAUUGGUGAGGAGCGGGAUGGGGAGAAUGCAGUGGAGGGUCCUGUUGAGGUGGAGGACAUGGACGAGUGCCUGAUAUACGAGGGCAACAUCUGCCACCACAGAUGUGUCAACACGCCAGGCUCUUACCGGUGUGAGUGCCUCCCUGGAUAUGUGCUGCAAGACGACGCUUUCACUUGUGCACAAGAGACGGUGGACGAGGAGAACAGACUGAAGGAGGAUGACAGAGCGGCCGUGGAGCCCACUCCACCGCUUCCGCCCCCCACCCACCCCCCUGUCCCAGUCAACCCCUGUGAAGGAAACAGCCCAUGUGAGCAACACUGCACCUCAGUGGGCGGAAGGCCUCAAUGCUCCUGUUUCUCAGGAUUCUCUCUUAUGGCCGAUGGACGCUCUUGUGAGGACAUAAAUGAGUGUUUGUCCACAAGCGCCUGCCAGCUGAAUGAGCGCUGCGUGAAUACUGCAGGGAAUUAUAUCUGUCAGAGACUGAUCACCUGUCCCCCGGGAUACCAGAUCAGCAACGACAUUUGUGAAGACAUUGAUGAGUGUGGCGCUUCAUCCCAGCCAUGUAGCCUGGCAUUUAACUGCAUCAACACGGUGGGAUCCUACAUUUGCCAGAGGAAGAUAAUAUGUAGCCGUGGCUAUCAUGCCAGUCCUGAUGGAUCCAGAUGUGUUGAUGUGGACGAGUGUCAGGGCAGUCUGCAUCAAUGUGGAGAGGGUCAGCUGUGCCACAAUCUGCCUGGUUCCUAUCGUUGUGAAUGCCAGACGGGCUAUCAGUACGACUCAUUCAGGAGGAUGUGUGUAGAUGUAAAUGAGUGUUGGCGCUACCCAGGCCGCCUGUGUGCCCAGACGUGUGAGAACACCCCAGGCUCCUAUGAAUGCUCGUGUACCUCUGGUUUCCGCUUAUCCGGCGAUGGGAAGAACUGUGAAGAUGUGAAUGAGUGUUUGGCCAGCCCAUGCAGUCAGGAGUGUGCCAACAUCUAUGGUUCCUACCAGUGCUACUGCAGACAGGGCUACUACCUCAGGGAGGAUGGGCACACCUGUGAAGACAUUGACGAAUGCUCCCAGAGCAUUGGCCAUCUGUGUACCUAUAAGUGUAUGAACGUUCCAGGCAGUUACCAGUGUGCUUGUCCUGAAUAUGGGUACACCAUGUCUCCAAACGGACGCUCUUGCAGAGAUAUUGAUGAGUGUGCCACGGGGGCCCAUAACUGCUCUCUAGCUGAGACCUGCUACAACAUCCAAGGAGGGUACCGCUGCCUUUCUCUCGACUGUCCACCAAACUACCGCAAAGUGUCUGACACGCGCUGUGAGCGGAUCAGCUGUCCCAACUACCUGGAGUGUCAAAACUCUCCUCUGAGAAUCACCUCCUACUACCUCAGCUUCCAGUCCAACAUUGUCAUCCCUGCUCAGAUCUUCCGCAUCGGACCCUCCCCCGCCUACUCUGGGGACAACGUUAUCGUCAGCAUCACCCAGGGGAACGAGGAAAACUACUUCAGCACCCGGAAGCUGAAUGCCUACACGGGCGCUGUGUACUUAAAUCGACAGGUCGAGGGUCCGAGGGAUUUCUUAAUCAAUGUGGAGAUGAAGCUUUGGAGACAGGGGACAUUUACCACUUUCCAGGCCAAGAUCUUUGUCUUUGUCACAGCCAACUCACUCUAACAGUUAGAGGUGUGCUGUGUGGCCACUAUGGACCUUUUAUCAUUAUCAGUAUUUACUAUUUAACAAUGUCAUAAAGUAUACCACUGUCUGCUGCGAUUGAGUAGUUACUCUUCCAGUUGAUGUUAGUAUUAAAACAUUGCUGUAGGAGUAGUAAAAUAUUCAGAAAGAAACUGCAUGCUUUGUGUUAGUUUCUGUUUUCACUGCAAUUGCCUAAAACUCUGUAAUAUCACAUUUCUUUCAUUGCAACAUAACCUUGAAUUGCUAUUGUACACGUCAUUAAUUUCCAGUGCUCUAAAGACCCAUGCAAAACGCAUUCUUAUUUUACGAAAUACCACCAAAAUGAAAAAAAAUCUUUUCACUGAUUUGUUUGAAUACAAAUUGGAUUAACAGUAGAAUCCCCAUCACCCUUUCCCUCCACACAUAUUCAACAUCAGCCCUGUUUUGAUUUUCUUAACCAGAUGUGAGUAAAGAAUACGACUGAUAACACACAACCUCUAGCUUCAGCCCAGCUCCUUUUUUCAUACUGAGAGACUUGUAUCCCAGUGUUUUACUCAUAUCCUCCAUUAUCAGAUGAUGAUGUGUAGUUUGAUAGCCCUGUGGUGAAAGCAGAAGAAACUGUUUAGUUUCCAUUACAGUGCCUAAACGAUUGUUCUCUUGUCUUUUACUCCGCGCUGCUGUUUUUAUGUUGUCUUUGAAGUAUUUUAUAUGAUAAAAUUUUAUGUUACUUUAUAUGGUGUAUUUUUGUAUCCCUGUAAUAGACACUUUAUGGAUGGAUGUAUCAUAGUUUUUAUCCUAGAUUUAUAAGUUGCAAAGUAUUUUAGUAAAACAU
Etheostoma cragini (Arkansas darter) is the source of this 4518-nucleotide messenger RNA. RefSeq names its product fibulin-2-like. The record is from RefSeq and is a predicted model, not a curated record. NCBI's taxonomy places the organism in Eukaryota, Metazoa, Chordata, Actinopteri, Perciformes, Percidae. The transcript is spliced from 16 exons. Gene Ontology annotation, molecular function: calcium ion binding. Gene Ontology annotation, cellular component: extracellular region. Bases 201 to 3689 code for a protein of 1162 amino acids.